Molecule: messenger RNA, 582 nt
Organism: Ostreobium quekettii
Lineage: Eukaryota; Viridiplantae; Chlorophyta; Ulvophyceae; Bryopsidales; Ostreobiaceae
Source: the annotation of a GenBank genome assembly
AUGAAUCUGAAGAACAUCGCCCACACAGUGGCGGGCGUAGUGUGCUUCGGCACUGUCGAUCAGGACAAGGUAAUUGCUGAGCUCCUCGGUGUCGUGCCGUCCAAGCUUGUUCUUGGCAAGACAACACCUCAGGAUGCCUGCCUUUUGAUAUGGGCCCUUGGGAGGGCUCGUUGUAAGGAUUGCAGUUCAGUGAUUUCACAGCUGCUGGAUGCCAUCAGUUCGGAUGUUGGGUCAGCAAGACCUGGGAUGCUUGUGGAUAUAGUUUGUGGGCUUGGGGAGCUGGAAUAUGUGGGUGCUGAUAAGUUCUUGCACUUGGCCAUCCCUGAGCUCCUGAAAGGCAGUCCUACACUGUCAGUGAAUCAGGCGGUGGAGCUGAUUGUUGGCCUGGCCAUGCUGAAGCACAAGAAUGCAGAGGUGGUGGAUUUGCUGGACAUCUUGCGUCCUACAAUUCAAAUUAACAUGUACCAGUUGGAUUCUGCGGCCAGAGAGAACCUGACUCAGGCCCUAAACGCGCUCGAGUACAACCCAGGUGAUCGGUUCUGGUCUGAGAUUUUAAAGGCGGGAGACAGGAAAAGCCAGUGA